CAACGGCAGCUAGACUGCUAGUGCAAGUACUUGUUUUGGAAAGCAAAAUCAAUUUUAGAGUGAAAACCCUACCCGUAGGCCUUAGCGGCAUCGCCUCUCCUCGAAGGUCUCCAGCACUGCAACGUUGAAGGGGAAGCCAAAGGAUCUUUGCCCAUUUUCUCUAAUUAAAUUCUGAGAUGUCUCAGGUAGAUAAUAGGAAUUCUUCAGCAGCUAAAAGAGCCCGAACAGAUGGUGGGCGUAGAGAAGAUGAUUGGACAUGCCCCAGUUGUGGCAAUGUUAAUUUCUCAUUUAGAACUACCUGCAAUAUGCGGAACUGUACCCAACCUAGGCCUGCCGAUCACAACUCUAAAUCUCUAGCUAAGCCCAUGCACCCACCACAAGCCUAUUCAACAUCGGCUCCAUAUGUAGUUUCUGCUGCUCCAUCUUCAAUGUAUAUGGGUAUACCACCUUAUGGUACAUCUGUGUUUAAUGGAACAUCUUUGCCUCCUUAUGAUGUUCCUUUUCCUGGAGAAUCAGCAUAUCAUUACAACUAUGGCAGUCGUCUUUCUGGAGGCAGUCCAUUCCGACACUUGCAUUUAUCUGGUCCACCUCCGUAUUCCGGUGGAACUAUGAUUGGAACUGGUGGAAUUUAUGGAGUGCCUCCACCAAUAAUGGAAAGAUAUGGCCUUGGGUUGCCUAUGGGUCAUUCUGCGAUGGGCCCAAGGCCAGGAUUUUUCCCAGAGGAUAAAUCUCAAAAUAAAGAUGGAACCCGUGAUAAUGACUGGACAUGUCCUAAAUGUGGAAAUGUCAAUUUUUCGUUUAGAACAAUUUGUAAUAUGAGGAAAUGCAAUACACCCAAGCCUGGAUCCCAGGGUGCUAAAUCUGGGAAGAGUUCUAAUAUGCCAGAAGGGAGUUGGAAGUGUGAGAAGUGCAACAAUAUAAACUAUCCAUUUAGGACCAAGUGUAAUAGACCAAACUGUGGUGCUGAAAAACCAUCCGAGCCAAAAGAGUCUCCUCCACAACCAACAGAUGAAAAUGAUCAGUGAGUACUAGGGCAUGUUUUAAUGGUUGGGAAGGUCCAGAGUUGUCGUCCAGCAUUGCUCAGUGUGUCUCACAGUCGGUCAUGUUGCAGCAGUUAUUGAGUUUACUCUUACCUUAUUAUGGUGUCAACUUUUGUAUUAACUGAAAUUGAUAUUCCGUGGUCCUUGUGGAUUCUUAUUGAGUUGCAUAUCUGCCAAGUCUGAUGGAAGUAUAUUGUUAAGAUUGAUUUGAUUAAUGUUCAAUAGGAUUGCUGGUUCUCCAUCUCUAAUUAAAUUAGGUCUUUAUAGAAGUCUAAGCAGCCAGCUGUAUUUAGGUCAAAUUUCUUGUUUGAACUGUAACACUUCUAGGAAUCCAUUUUAUUUGUCGGAAAAAAAAAACUCCGUUACAUUUAUGCAG
Ipomoea nil (Japanese morning glory) is the source of this 1416-nucleotide messenger RNA. RefSeq names its product ranBP2-type zinc finger protein At1g67325. Lineage: Eukaryota; Viridiplantae; Streptophyta; Magnoliopsida; Solanales; Convolvulaceae. Bases 177 to 1025 code for a protein of 282 amino acids. The record is from RefSeq and is a predicted model, not a curated record. The transcript has 10 exons.